AUGAAUAAUUCCAGCGGAAAUUGUUGUAAAGUGAAACUUUGUAUGAGGAUAUAUGAAUUUAUGUUUUAUGUACAAUUUUCACAAGUUCAAAAUCAAUUUUCCAUUCACAUGUAUUUAGUAACAUAUUACUGGUUCGAAGUUGUAAAUAAUCAUAAUUACAACAUGAUCUACCUUUUGGCCAUCUUCAUCAUUCAAUAA
Messenger RNA from Clunio marinus, 198 nucleotides. Lineage: Eukaryota; Metazoa; Arthropoda; Insecta; Diptera; Chironomidae. The record is from the annotation of a GenBank genome assembly.